This is a messenger RNA of Cynara cardunculus var. scolymus (artichoke), 833 nucleotides long. RefSeq names its product thioredoxin O2, mitochondrial-like. The record is from RefSeq and is a predicted model, not a curated record. Bases 50 to 622 code for a protein of 190 amino acids. The transcript has 6 exons. NCBI's taxonomy places the organism in Eukaryota, Viridiplantae, Streptophyta, Magnoliopsida, Asterales, Asteraceae.
CAUCAAAAUCCAAGUCCAGAUCUUUACCAUCAAAAUCCAGUGAGAAAAAAUGAGGGGAAUCUUUGCGGUUCGUCGUAUGGUACGUAAUGGAGUUUACUGCGGUUCGCUGUGCUCUUCCAUUACUGAAAUUGCUUCAGCUUCUUCUUAUCCAGCAACAACCCCAUAUUCGUACUCGUGUUCCUUUUCUUCUGUGACGAAACCAUUGUGGCCGGCAUCCAUCUCUAAGUUUCAAUCUGGACAGCAGCCUUCCAAUCGAAAUCACUCUUCAUCCCCUUCAUCAGGUCAAUCUAGAGUGGUUACGGUCGAGUCAGAAGAUCAAUUUAAUAGUUUACUUCGCAAGGUUCAAGAUGAAUCCUUGCCCGCAGUCUUCUACUUCACUGCUGUCUGGUGUGGGCCAUGUAGGUUUAUAUCUCCGCUUAUUGGGGAGUUGAGUGAGAAAUACUCUAAUGUCACCACCUAUAAGAUUGAUAUUGAUCAAGAAGGUCUCAGGGGAGCAUUGGAGAAGUUAAAUAUUGCUGCUGUGCCAACUUUGCACUUCUUCCAAGGGGGAAAGAAGGUGUCGGAAAUAGUUGGGGCUGAUGUUCAACGGCUGAAAACCACCAUGGAGGAUCUCUACAAGUGAUGCUACUUCAUAUACUCCCUGCAACUUGGAUUUUGGUCUUAUCAUAAAUUUAAGCAACACCCAAAGAUUUUUAGUAUUAUAUGCAGAUUAUUGUCUUUAGAUUAUGAAUCAAAGAAGUAUUAUGUAGCAAGAUUGUUUGUGAUGAAAACCAUGGCUCACUUUGUUCUCUCUGUUCACUUUAGAGUGUCUGUAUAUAUUAAAUUAGUUUAUC